GGAGUUGCUCUUGCUCCUUGCUUCCCUCGUGAAUUGGUAGAAUUCUGAUUUGUCCAACCUCAAAUUUGACUCUGCUUAUAUAAACAAACCCAAGAACAAUUCUCAAUUUCCUUAACUCUUAUUUCCCUCUCUCUCCUCUUCUCCUCUCCUCUCUCUUUCACAAACUGAAAAUUUUCCAACAAGAGAAAUAUGAGCGAUCUGAGGUCAAAAUUUCUCGAAGUUUAUCAAAUUCUUAAAUCUGAGCUUCUCAAUGAUCCUGCUUUUGAAUGGACUGACACUUCUCGCCAAUGGGUUGACAGGAUGCUGGAUUAUAAUGUUCCAGGAGGGAAGCUAAAUCGUGGGCUUUCUGUUAUUGACAGCUACAAGCUGUUAAAGGAAGGAGAAGAGCUGACUGAGGAUGAAAUCUUUCUUGCUUCAGCGCUGGGGUGGUGCAUUGAAUGGCUUCAAGCAUAUUUUCUUGUUCUUGAUGACAUCAUGGAUAACUCUCAUACAAGGCGUGGUCAGCCUUGCUGGUUCAGAGUUCCUAAGGUUGGGAUGAUUGCUGUCAACGAUGGAAUAAUACUUCGAAACCAAAUACCAAGAAUUCUCAGGAAGCAUUUUAGGGACAAGAAGUACUAUGUUGACUUGUUGGAUUUGUUUAAUGAGGUAGAAUUUCAGACUGCUAGUGGACAGAUGAUUGAUCUGAUCACUACCAUUGAAGGAGAGAAAGAUCUUUCAAAAUAUUCAUUGGAUCUGCACCGUCGCAUUGUUCAGUACAAAACUGCUUAUUACUCAUUCUAUAUUUCUGUAGCUUGUGCUUUACUAAUGUCUGGUGAGAAGCUUGAAGAUCAUGAAAAUGUCAAAGACAUUUUGAUUAAUAUGGGAAUAUAUUUCCAAGUACAGGAUGAUUAUCUUGAUUGUUAUGGAGACCCGGAAUUCAUUGGCAAGAUUGGAACUGAUAUUGAGGAUUUUAAGUGCUCCUGGUUGGUUGUGAAAGCCUUAGAACUUUGUAAUGAUGAACAGAAGAAAGUCUUACAUGAAAAUUACGGCAAAGAAGAUCCAGCUUGUGUCGCAAGAGUAAAAGAACUCUAUAAUGUGCUCGAUCUUCAGGGUGCAUUUGCCGAUUUUGAGAGCACAAGUUAUGAAAAUUUGAUCACAUCUAUUGAAUCACAUCCUAAUAAGGCUGUACAGGCUGUCCUGAAGUCAUUCUUGGCGAAAAUAUACAAGAGACAGAAGUGAAGUCUUGGUGCUUUCGCCCUCAAUUGAUUCUUGAUUUAUUUUGUAAUUGGUUUGUUGUGUUAUUUAGGUGCUUUUGUAACUUAAUUUUUCUGCAAAGACAGCUUAUAUUUAAUUAUUUAUAAAUGAUCCCUUCCACUUGUGAAGGAGAUUGCCUUCAUGUCUAA
Chenopodium quinoa (quinoa) is the source of this 1382-nucleotide messenger RNA. RefSeq names its product farnesyl pyrophosphate synthase 1-like. The record is from RefSeq and is a predicted model, not a curated record. Gene Ontology annotation, molecular function: dimethylallyltranstransferase activity; (2E,6E)-farnesyl diphosphate synthase activity. Gene Ontology annotation, biological process: trans, trans-farnesyl diphosphate biosynthetic process. NCBI's taxonomy places the organism in Eukaryota, Viridiplantae, Streptophyta, Magnoliopsida, Caryophyllales, Amaranthaceae. The coding region runs from base 190 to 1218 and encodes 342 amino acids. The transcript is spliced from 12 exons. Gene Ontology annotation, cellular component: cytoplasm.